AUGUAUAUAUUUGGUGGAUAUGAAGAACGUGAACAACGUUUUAGUCAAGAAACUUAUUCUUUUCAUUUUCCAUCAAAUACUUGGAAUAAAUUAAAAACUUUUGGAAAACCUCCUCAAUAUAGAGAUUUCCAUACUGCUUGUGUACUUGAUGGAAGAAUGUAUGUUUUUGGCGGUCGUUCAGAUGAAAGUGGGCAAACACACACAAAUCAUGAUCUCUAUGAUGACAAAUUACACUUUCUCGACUUAAAAUCUAUGGAAUGGAAUGUUGUCAAGCCAUCUAACAAUGACCAACCUUGUGGGCGUCGUUCUCAUACAAUGUGGACAUUUAAAGGAUUUGUAUAUCUUUUUGGUGGUUACAAUUCAAUUUCAAAUGUUCACUUCAACGAUUUGUGGCGUUUUGACCCAACAACGAAUUCCUGGAUUGAACAGAAAGUUUUGGGAAAAGGGCCUUCUCCACGCCGUCGUCAAUGUAAUGUAAUGAUUGGAAAUCGGUUAUUUUUGUUUGGAGGGACAACUCCACAUCCCCGAAGGAGUGCUUUAGAAGAUUUGGGUGAUCUUUAUGUUCUUGACUUCUCCCCAACACUUUCUUCACUUUGUCUUGAAGCUGUACUUAAAUUGGGGUUGAAACAACAGGCAAAAAAUGUUUUACCAGAAAUUUUAAAGUAA
Meloidogyne enterolobii is the source of this 666-nucleotide messenger RNA. NCBI's taxonomy places the organism in Eukaryota, Metazoa, Nematoda, Chromadorea, Rhabditida, Meloidogynidae. The record is from the annotation of a GenBank genome assembly.